UGCUGCGAGAUGACUUUAGACAAAAUCCUACUGAUGUGGUGGUAGCUGCCGGAGAACCUGCAAUUCUCGAAUGUGUUCCACCCAGAGGCCAUCCUGAGCCCACCAUCUUCUGGAAAAAGGACAAAGUGCGAAUCGAUGAUAAGGAUGAUAGGAUUACUAUCCGAGGAGGGAAGCUUAUGAUCUCCAACACAAGAAAAAGUGAUGCUGGCAUGUACGUCUGUGUGGGGACCAACAUGGUUGGAGAACGAGACAGUGAAACAGCACAAUUAACAGUAUUUGAGCGACCAACCUUCCUCCGGAGGCCCAUCAACCAGGUAGUCCUAGAGGAGGAGAUGGUGGAGUUUCGUUGCCAGGUGCAAGGAGACCCCCAACCCAAUGUACGCUGGAGGAAAGAUGACAUUGAUGUUCCUCGUGGGAG
Nematolebias whitei (Rio pearlfish) is the source of this 418-nucleotide messenger RNA. Its product is annotated as roundabout homolog 2. Gene Ontology annotation, cellular component: neuron projection. The record is from RefSeq and is a predicted model, not a curated record. Lineage: Eukaryota; Metazoa; Chordata; Actinopteri; Cyprinodontiformes; Rivulidae.